AUGGCGGAUCAGCACAACGACGACGAAGGGGGCCGCGUUGGUUCGUCACUUUCGCUAAAAUCGACGUCACCGCACAGUCAAGUGUUCGCCUCGACGAUAACCCUCUCCAAAAAAUAUGAUGGCCCGUCAAAUCGCAGUUUUAAGAGUAAGAGCACGAUCGGCAUUCACGCGCAUGGAUCUGGUUUUGUGGGGCCCUUGAUCCUCCCCUCGCUACAUGGCAGCUUAGAUUCAGACGACGAAGGGGGGAUUCAUCGCAUGAAGAUUGGUCUCCUCGGAUGCUGCAUUGUUCUGCUUGGCUGUGUUUUGGGGUCGGGAAUUUUUGCCGCUCCGCAAGGAAUCUUAAACAUGACGGGGAACGCAGGCGUCACUUUGCUCGUGUGGUUAUCCGCCGGUCUUAUCGCGCUCAUCGCGGCGCUAUCUUUUGUGGAGUUGGGGUGCACUUUUCCAGUAUCGGGGGGAGAUUAUGCAUAUCUCAACGAAUGUUUUGGUUCUUAUCCGGCAUUCUUGUUCCAGAUUUCGCAUAAUUUAGUAGUCUGUCCCGUCUGCGGAGCAAUCAUGGGGACCGUUAUCGCCAAGAAUUUACUCAUCCCGAAUAUUCCUUCUUCCCAUUGUCCUGAAAUCGAUUGGGCCGUACGACUCGUAGCGAUCAUGUUCAUCAUGCUCCUUGUCCUCGUCAACUGUAAGAAUCCCCAACUAACGGGCAGAAUUCAGGGGUCACUCAUGGUCAUCAACGUCGCCGCGAUUGCCCUCAUGCUCGUGUGCGGCUUGACAGCAAUAGGACUAAGAAAAGGAAUGCCUCACGCCAAUUUCAAGCUGCAAUUGAAACCUGGGCUGGACGCGAAGGCGCACGUGCUCAACUUGGUGAACGCUCUUUAUCAAGCGUCCUUCUCCUACUUUGGCUAUACCUACGUCAACUAUAUCACGGAAGAGUUGGAAAAUCCGACUAGAAAUCUCCCCAUCGGCGUCUGCAUCUCGAUGCCGAUCAUCAUCUGCCUCAACCUCUUCAUCAACUUUUGCUACAUCGCCACCAUCCCGCUGGAAGAGAUGAUGACAACGACCACAAUUGCGGAUAACAUGUUCCGUGCCGUACUACCCGACCACGUGGAGCCAUACGUGGCCUGGAUGGCGACCAGCCUUGUCGCCGUGGCGGUCACGGGAGGGUUGACCUCUUACUUUUUGACGUGUUCGAGAAUUUCCUACACGGGAGCGAGAAAUGGAGAUUUUCCAGCCAUUUUCAAACUCGUCGAUGUCAAUCAUGGCACUCCAGUCGUGUCCAUUAUACUUAUCGGCGUUCUAGCCUCCUGUUUUACCAUGGUGGGCACAAUUCCUGACCUCAUUUUGGUCGCGGCCUACUUGGAAUCAUUUUUCAACUGUGUCUGCAUUUACGGCCUCAUUUAUGUCAGAUUUAAACGACCAGAUAUUCCGAGACCUAUAAAAUUUCCACUAUUCGUCCCGAUAUUGUACGCGGCGAUAUCGACGCUGAUUUUCGUAAUUCCGAUCGUGCUGGUGGACGGGAGUAAUUACAAGACGUCGCUGUAUCCCGUGGCAGGCAUCGGAUUCGUCGUCCUGCUGGGCACACCCCUUUACCUCCUCCUUGUCCGACCCAGACACGCCUGGCCCCCACUCAUCCCGCUCAACGCCUGGCUGAUGAAAACUUGUCAAAAGUUGUGGCUCGUGAUUCCCGAAGAGCUUCUCCCCCCGGAUCAUGACGAAGGCGAGGAAGAACUCGUCGCGUCCUCCUCCAGUGAUGUCACCCUUUCCAAAAUCAGCUCGCCUGGCUCCGUCGACGAGAAUGACGACGACACGGCGAAAACGUCGACUUAAUCAACCACAUAAAUACAUAAUUUACAAUUAAAAACAA
Messenger RNA from Folsomia candida, 1861 nucleotides. Its product is annotated as large neutral amino acids transporter small subunit 1. Bases 1 to 1824 code for a protein of 607 amino acids. The record is from RefSeq and is a predicted model, not a curated record. Gene Ontology annotation, molecular function: L-amino acid transmembrane transporter activity. Gene Ontology annotation, cellular component: membrane. Gene Ontology annotation, biological process: amino acid transmembrane transport. NCBI's taxonomy places the organism in Eukaryota, Metazoa, Arthropoda, Collembola, Entomobryomorpha, Isotomidae. The transcript has 12 exons.